AUGGCUUCCGAUGACGCGCGAGAUUAUAAGGCACUCUUCCUACAGGCAGAGGAGCAGGCAAGACAGGAAAAGGAACGACGACUACGAGCGGAAGAUGAACGACAACGGGCAGAAGAAGAGCGUCAACAGGCAGAAGAAGCACUACAACACGCAGAAGAAGCGCGUCAACAUGCAGAAGAAGCGCGACAACACGCGGAAGAGCGUACCCGGCUCACGUCGUUUGAAGAAUUUAUUCAGACUUGUCAUAACCUACUAUCUCUACCCAUAAAGGUGCGAGAUCCCGCGCGCUCAACUAGAGGGUCGAUCCCAAAGCCAACCGGGAAGUUAUGCCCUACCUACCUUCGCCCCUGGUCAAGCCCAUUUCUCCUAGAUGAAACAUAUCGCCGCGUUAAUCACCACUUUCAGCCUACUGACAAGUUGUUUCCUUCUUUGGCUGAACUCGAAGCCGUUGCACGGAGAUGCAGUCGUCCCCUAGGAAGUGAGAAAGACCUUGAAUUCUACGCGCAUAUUGCUGUGGAACAGCAUGUCCAGGAUGUGAUCAUGGAGUUGUGCAACAAACCGCAGGCUCGAGAUCGUUUUGCUCUUGGGGAGGCAGUUGUAUUCGAAAACCAUGCACACACUAUUGAUGAAGACGACGAUGCGUCAGAUCAGUCAGGAGCGCGGCGCCCUAUACCGGACCAGUUUUGUGUUCAUAGAGUUGAUGGUGGCAACUACACGCUACUUACAACAGUUGAGUAUAAACCACCUCACAAGCUGUCGGUUGAAAAUCUUGCCGCUGGCCUCAGACCAAUGAAUCUCUGGGAAGAGGUAGUCCAGCUGGAUACUAUUCCGACUGAUGUAAAGGCAAAGCUACAAUAUAAUGCUGAACAGAUAACAGCAUCAACUCUGGUCCAGGAAUUCCAUGUGAUGAUCAAUGAAGGGCUCGAGUUUUCAUAUAUUACCAAUGGAUUGGCCUAUGUUCUGCUUCGGGUGUAUGAAAAUGACCCGACCACGCUUUACUACCACUUCUGCAAUCCUAACAAAGAGGUUGGUUCGGAUACGUUAUCGAGGACAGCUAUCGCUCGAGUGCUCUGUCUCUGCCUGAUGAGCUGCCGCUCGCCAGUUCGGAACCAAGAUUGGCGAAAUAAUGCUAGGCAGCAGCUAAAUGUGUGGGAAACAAGCCUCGAUUAUGAAAGAGGUCGUAUACCAGACGAUGAGCUAAAUAAAACUCCUCCGAGCCCUGGAAAUGCGCCGUCCUCUCCAUAUAUACCGUCCUCUCCGCUGAGCUCUCCGACUGCAGACCAUUACCGCCCAGUAACUCGAUCCCAGGCCGGCUGUGCACCUCAAAGCACAACUGCACAUCCUCCAGAGCACACAGAUUCCGACUCCGACUCCCCCCAGGCGGCUGCCGGAAGGAAGCGAAACUUCAGCGAACUAACGGCAUCGCUGCCCGGUCAACAACGGUCGCGCCAGAUGGAACGCAGGGGAAGUCAGAGUCAGGGAAGCUAUAGGGAAGAACCGCACGUUGAGCUAUUUUGCACGCAGAAAUGCUUGCUUGGCCUGAAGCGUGGUGACAACCUGGAUAUCACCUGCCCAAAUGUAGAGAGGCAUAGAUCGGUAGCUGGAGGGGACAAACACCCUAUCACCACGGAGCAACUGGUGAGUUUGAUAAAGCAACAGCUUGAUACGACCCUUAACCGUGAUUGCUCGCCCUUUGGUAGCUCUGGCUCGUACGGAGCGCCAUUCAAAGUUACUUGCCGCCGGUAUGGUUAUACAGUCGUGGGAAAAGGUACAACCUCAUACCGCUGGAGUGAAGUAUCAAGCGAAGCAACUAUAUACCGUAUCCUUCGCGAUUUACAGGGGUCUGCAGUCCCCGUUUUUCUAGGACCAAUCGACCUUAAAAUGAUAUAUUACUUACACGGUGUGGGGGCCAUCCAACAUAUGCUGCUCAUGGGCUGGGGAGGAGAGCACACAAGCGGACAUAAGUCCACUAAGGAACUUCUCAGACAAAUCAGACGGUCAGAAAAAGAGAUCCGCGCGUUAGGAGUGCAUCAUGGUGACUUUCGCAGGGAAAACGUUCUAUGGAAUGAAGAGCUGGGGCGAGCACUGAUCAUUGACUUCCACCGCUGCAAACUCGUCCGACCUGAUAGGAAGAAACGCUCGGCGGACGGAAAUGGGCUCCUAGAAAGCAAGAGUGAGAAAAAGAAGGCCGUUCUGUGCGGUAUUCCAACUGUUGUAAAUGUACCUAAUGAUAUUUAA
This is a messenger RNA of Trichophyton benhamiae CBS 112371, 2238 nucleotides long. RefSeq lists its product as uncharacterized. NCBI's taxonomy places the organism in Eukaryota, Fungi, Ascomycota, Eurotiomycetes, Onygenales, Arthrodermataceae. The record is from RefSeq and is a predicted model, not a curated record. The coding region runs from base 1 to 2238 and encodes 745 amino acids. The transcript has a single exon.